AUGACAGUACCAAGGGAGCGUGACAGAGAGAACCAUCGACCCAGCGACGUCCCCACGCCGCGCUCUGGCGGACGCUGGCUAUCUAUGGCCAAGGAUGACCUGGGUUUACAGAGUUCGUGCCCAGCGCUCGUCAGGUCAAGGUCGUCCCCGGCUACGGCACUCAGCAGACGUGCUCUCGCUCCCGCGGCGCGGAUCAAGACACCUGUGGCGCCCGAGCUUAAAGCUUCCGCCGCGACGCCCCGCACCCGGGGACGCUUCCCUGCCACUCAGGCUCCGCGGAAUGACUCGCGGCAGACACGUGGCGAGAGAGGAAACGGCGGCGACCCGACUCCGACUCCCUCUCGUUCCUGUCGAUGGCUCCACAAAUACGAAGUCACCAAUGACCCAAUUGCAAAGAGAGAGAAGGGUUGUACCUGUUCUUUUGGUGUUUUGUGCUUACCUUGUUUUCCCUCUCAGGUGGUGUUACCGGGCGGGAACACGUCAUUUGAUGUCGUGUUCCUCGGCCGGGAGGAAGGUCUCAUAGAGAACACCAUCUUUAUACACACUUCCAUAGGCACCUAUAAAUAUGGGGUGCGGGCAGUGGGGACAGGGAAUCCCUACAGGCUGAGGCCCUUGGUAGGGGUGCGCAUGCCUCUCAAUUCUUCAUACUCUCCUCUAAUUCAGUUGCACAACCCACAUCCACAUGCUCUACAGAUCACAGAAAUGUACAGUACAGGAGGAGAUCUUCACUUGGAACUGCUGUCAGGUAGUCAAGAAGGGCAGAAGAACGUGUGGAAUAUUCCACCCUACCACACACGCCCACUAAUGAAGGCAAACUUUGUUGCUCGCAGAGAGAAUAACCAUACCGCUUAUGUCAGAAUCGUAACCAGCGAGACAGAUAGUGACUACCUGGUAGUUCCAGUGGAAGUGGAGGUUUCUAGUCAGCCUGGGCUCUUCUGCCCGCAGGAUGGCCUCCACUUUGGCCUGCGCACCCCUCACGACCCGCCUGCCACGCUGCCCCUGCACCUCCUCAAUUCGGCCCACAAGCACAUACACAUUCAAAAUGUGAUAACAACUCCAGUGAAUGAUGCAAUAUCAAUUGACUUCAAGCCUAUGAAAAUCCCACCUGGAACAGUGCGUCCAACGCAAGUUGCAACUGUAAUAUUUGACCCCUCCAAAGUGACAAGUGGAAAGAAAGUAUCAGGGAAAAUAUUGAUCAAAAGCAAAGUGUCGGCAUAUAAGCUGAGUGUGCCAUUCACUGUGGACUUGCUGCAAGGUGCACUGCUCUAUAACACGUCCAUCACCAAAUUCUACACAGGGGCAGAGCAAGUUAUAAGCCCUUAUACGGAUUCAGGAUCCACGGACACGCAGACGAGAGUUUUCAGCAGUGUGGGGGGUGUUGCCGGUGGAGCGGGAGGGGUCUUGGGGGGCGGGGGUGGCGGGACGAGCAACCCCGGGAGUGAGCCACGCAAUCUCACACUUACCAACACCUUCCCCUGCCCUGUCGUCAUAUACAAUCUAACACUCCCGGAAGAGGCUAGAAAACACUUUGAGAUUGGAUGGGAUGGUCCAGUUGUCAUUGAGGAGAAUCUGAGUGCGCAUGUAGCAACACUGCGAUUGCUGAGUGUUGGUACAGAUGCUCGGCUUUCCACAACAGUAACUGUGCAUACAAAUGUCACCACCAUUAAAAUCCCUCUGCGUGCAUAUAAUGGAAAAUUAACAAAGUACAUACCUCCUCUUGGUGGCGAUUCUUGGCUGGACUUCGGGACGCUGGGAAUGGGCGAGCAGCGGGACAUCUUCUUCUACGUCAUAAAUGAAAACCCAGUGGAACUGCGGUUGCGGGGGUGGGGCUCAAACCUGACCCGGAGUGCAGUGGAGCUCAUGGGGGUGGAGGAGGGCAACCUAACAAGCAUCAAAAACAGGAACAACAUGACCUACACCUCAAAGAGCUUGUUCCUGAAGCCUCACCACUACGCUGUGUUCCGCAUUGGUGUGCUCACGCCCGACACGGAGGGCAUCUUCAUUGCUGAGGCAUUCGUGCAGACACAGUUCGAGCAGAUCAAGAUACCAUUUCGCCUCCGCACUGCUGACGGAUCUCUCAGUGUCGUGCCCAACACCAUUGUGUUUGAUCAUGCAUUCCCGGGGAAAAUCUCAAAGCAGAAUUUGCAUAUUCUGUCAACGUUUGGCCACCCAAUGUCAGUGAAGGAGGUGAAGCCGCUGCCAGCUGACUCGCGGUUCUCCUACGAGCCCAGCCAGAGCUCUCUCCUGACGUUACAAGCCGGCCACAAAAGCCAUGUGGGAAGACUGGUGUUUGAUCCCAAAGUGGAGUGUGGCUCAGAGUGCUACACAGGUUUUCCACUCACUAGUAAAGCUGGUCAGCAGUGGGUUAACACACUCUCCCUGACAUCUCAUGUUGCCGACACUGAUACGAGUUUGUACUCCACUCUGCGCAGUAGAUACCUCAACCUGUCAACCACAGUUUUCAAUACCUCCAUUGUCUUGCAUACUUCUGAGGUCCACGGUUUCCAUUUCACAGCAAAGGCUGUACUAACUUGGCCAGGCCUGAGUUCGCCAUCGCAUGUGUCAUUCCCGCUGACACAGGCGCUCAACACAAGCAUACAGGAGGUGUUCUUAGAGAACCCAGCCAGUGUCCCUGUGGUGGCUCAAAUACUCCUGCUUCACCACUAUCCAGCAACACAGCAGCUGCUAUCUCUCUUACCAACGGGUGAGAUGCUGCUCAAUGAGAGCGGCAGUGGGGCUGGCAGUGAUGUGUUCACGCUGGUGGACGGUGACAGCCUGGCCGCAGGGGGCGGCACGACUACAGCCAGAGGAAGCUCGAUGCCUCCGCCUGCCCCUGAAAUAACGAGCGGCCUGGCCCAGCACAGAAGGACGCUGGAGGAGCAGUUCAAGACGCGCGUUGCCAAAGACAGCAUCGCACUCAUCCUUGAGCCGGGUGUCAAGGUGAAAGUGAGAGUGUCAUUCACACCGCCAGAUGAAAAGCUGUACUCGACAGUGUUGUUAGUGCGCAACAACCUGACAGUAAUAGACAAAGUGUUGGUGAAGGGCAGAGGGGGGAGAGGUUUCCUUAAGUUUGCCAACAGAAAACCUGGCUCGGCUAUGCCUCUUGCCUUCAAUAUUGGGGCCAAACAUUUGAAAGACUGUGAUAAUGGCAGAAGCUCAAAAUAUUACCAACCAAACUUCACGGUGAAGCGUUCCUUUACGGCGCGCAACACUGGUGAACUGCCCGUCCAGGUGUGGGGCUUCAACAUCAAUGACUUACCUUGUGAGGGCUAUGGCUUCAAAGUUUUGAACUGUGAAGGCUUCGAGCUAGCCCCCAACGCUAGUCAUAAGGUGGACAUCGCGUUCACUCCUGACUUUACCCUGUCCAAGGUACAACAACGGCUAGUCAUUCACACCAGCCUUGGGUUGGUGAGCGGGCCCGAGGAGGAGACUGCGGCGCCGAGUGAGAGCCAGGCGCAGCCGGGCCGAGUUGAAUAUUCCCUGGUUGCUACCGUCCCUACCCACCUGCUCGCACAAUGCGGAGCUGCUGUGCCCAGGCCCUCAUGGGAGCCCCUCCUCUAUUAUGCAAUCUUACCUCUGAUGGCGGCCAUGCUGAUUGGGGCCUUGAUCCUGGCGGCGCUUGAGGCAGACCACAUCCUCAGGUCUACCAAGAUUGCCAUGACAACCUCCGUGCCCUCCAAUGGACAUGCGCCAGCCUUUGACAAGUCCAAAGUGUUUGACUUGAAGAACAUUGCGCAUCACGACUCCAAAGGUGCACCUCUGAAGAAUGGCUAUGCCAAUGGCCAUGCUCAGGUGGAGAGCCUCAAGGCAAGCAGUCCUGUGUGCAGUGGGUCUAGCAACAAGAAAUCCACAGCUCCGUCAUCCACGGGUGAGAUCAUUGCAAAUGGUAGAAAGUCCGCCUCAGGUGCCAGCUCUUCUAAAAAGGUUGGCAAUAAUCAGAUCACAAGUUCAAGUACAAAAUCCAAAUACACAAAACAGUCUGACUCUAAGUUAGGUCCAGCGUCUGGAGAAAGCAUCUCUGUUAUAUCUGACAUUUCUGCAAAUCAGAACCAGAAUAGGAAAUCCAAAGGAUAUAAUAACAAAAGCAACAGCAGUAGAAGCUCAGAGUCGCCAAUGUCGUGGCGCAGCUUCUUCUCGCGAGCUGUGAGUGCAAAGGAGGACAGUGCGAUAGGGGCGGCAACGGCCAAGAGCGAGCCAGCCAAUCCCAAGAAGUCACCUAACACCAGAAAUAAAGAAGAGGCAUCUGUCCUCAAGCAAUCGGUCGGCACUGAGACAGAUUUGCACAUCGAAAACUGCUCCAAGCUCAGAAGACGCACCAAGCCAAGCGUCGAGGAGGAGACUUCCUCUACAACAACUGAGAGUUCCAACACAGAUGAAUUAUCAAUAAGUGAAAGGGACACGCCUUUGAGCAAAUCGUCAGAUGUGGCGUCAGCGAGCGGGACGAGUGGAAAGGCAAACAAGCGGCGCAGUGUGCGGGCCAAGGGAGGCAAGGGCUCCAGUGUGGAGACUGGGCAGGUUGCGAGCAGCGUGCUAGAUGAUGAAUUGGGCUUCGAGAUCAGCACAAAGGUUAAGGGGCUGAAGAAGCUAAAGGAGUCGUCAGGGCGCAGCAACUUUGGUGGUGACAUCUACCAGCCAAAUACACUGGAGCUGCCCUACACACUGAAGCACGUCCGCCAGAAGGACUCGGACCGCCCCAAGGAGAACCACAGGAACCCAAAGGGUACCACCAAUAAAAAUAAAGAUUCAGGUGAGAGUAUGGGCAGCACAGGGUCAUCGCCAGUGCCAAAGUGGGAUGAGUCGAGGUCAGCAUCAGGAGAUGGCACAUCGGCCACGUCAGCAUCAACGUCAGGGCUGGCGACCCACAACAAACCUCAGACGCAACCACAACCACUUGCACCAAGGGAGUCGUCUUACUCUGCCAUUCUGCUCGGCACUGACAAGCAGAAAGCUAAAGUCACGCCCUUCAUCAAGGUGCCACCGGAGAUGAAAAAGAUUGAAAAGCCCCUGGGUGUCAUUGGCCAGAAGGCGGGCAAUGGAGGCAACAGCACGAACAGCAGUGGCAUGGGUGGCUUGCACAGCACAUCCAACCCAGUGACAAGUGCAGCCGUCCCACCACUGUCCAGUAACUCGCUCUUCACUAUUCCUGACAACAACUACUCGCAUCGGCUCAAGGAGGAGGCUUACUCACGCAGCCUAUACAGUGGCUUUGGUGACAAUGCUGCACUGUCUGGCUCACAGAACAAUAACAGUAGCCACUCGUGGGACCCCAAGACUCUCACAGUGCCUGCCAUGAGGCCGCCCCCAGGGCUUGUGCAGGCACAUGAAUUUGUGCGGCAUCAUGGCCCUCUCACAGAUGAGGACUGGCAGUACUGCAACCCACAGGUAGGGGGCUCGCUGUGGUCAGAUGGCAGCACCUACCACAAUAACAACAUGGGUAUGAAUGCCAACAGCACUCCACCGCCGAGCUUGUGGGACUCCCUUUCCAAUAUCUGGUCGCCCCCCUUCUGGUCCAAUCAGGGAACUUCAUGCCCGCCUAACACACCCUCACCAUGGGGCUCCUCCUCACUUCCCAAGGCCUCAACGCCCCCUGUGAUGAGUGAUGCCAACGGAGCCGUGUCCAAGGGCUUGGGCUUUGACCCCUUCCACUCGGACAACAACAUCUGGUCGGCACCUGGCUCGGGCCACACCGGUGACCUGUGGGCUCCACCAGUGUCCAACAAGAAGGAAGCCUAACUGAGCCAGAAGCUGUGCUGCGGCAGUGUGUCCUUAACAAUGGUCAUGUGGACAAUGAGGAAGAAGAAGCCCCCCCUUUUUUUACGUAAAAAAUUUAUUUAGAUGGAAAACAUGCAAGAGAGGGUGUGGUGUGCCCUCCAUUUUCUUUUCUUUCUUCCAUCUUUUCAAUCAUUUCUCAUCAACUUUCCUUAACACUCCUUUUUCGUGUCUCUUCUACCUCUCCCCUUCCCUUUUUUUCUACUCUCCUGUCCUCCCCUUCUCUUCCUCUCAUAUCCUAUUCCUUUCUCCUCUUUCAUAUUCUCCACCUCUCGGCUCUUGUCUGUUCUUUCGUCUUGCCUUUCUCCUCUUCAAUUUCCUCUUCCCUCUCUCCUGUUCUCUCCCCACUCUCUCCUCUCCUCUCUCACAUCUGAUAGAAAUCUAUAUUUUUAUUUUAAAAUGAAACUAGGAUGGAAGUAGUUCCAUUACUACUAGAAAAAGGCCUUUUACUUAAAAAGUUUACAUUUUUUCGUUCAUCAACCGAAGGAAAUGACUUUAUUUUAGUAAUAAAACAUCACUUUCCAGUCAUACAAGAGUAAACACUUUUUUUAAUGAGACAAGAAAAACUGAUCUCUUUUCUUCUCUCUUAUGAGUGUGUCAGUAUGAAAGAAAUAAUGGAAAGUGUGACUGUGUAUGUAAGUAUGUCUGUACGCACGUGUAUUGGCUUUUUUAAGUUGUGUCUUUCUAAUUUGAAUACAAUAAGCUGUCAUAUUUUGUUAAUGAGAGAGCUGGUGUGUCAAAUGUCUAUGUACAUUUUUGUUUCCUGGCUUUUAAGUUAAUGUUUGUUAUGUAUAUGUGUAUCUUCAUAUACAAGUGAUGAAUGUUUGUAUUUGUUAGUAAAUUAUAUGAUUUCAAAAGUGAAAAAGUAUACUCAAAUUUGUUUAGCUUCUUCAAUUUAGACUGUCUAAAGGUAUGGUUGGUAUGUUGAGUGAAGAUAACUUAACUUCUGGAGUGAAAAAAGGAAUUAUUUUUCUUUCAAAUAUUUCAAAUAUUUUCAAAUAUUUUAAUUUAUAUUUCUUUUUUAUUGGUGUUACUCCACUGAUCAUUGCAAUUAUGUUUGCAUGUAGUUUAGAAUUUACUUUUUUUUUUUUUGUUAGGAAAUACCCACUUUUUCUUUUUUUAUUGCUUUUAGCAACUGAUAUUUUUAUUAACAAAUUGGUUUGUUGCGCAGAAAUGUAGGUGAGUUUUUUUUGUCUCAGUACACAAUAGACUUUUAUGAUGUUUGUUUUACAAAUUGAGAGUAACGAGGAAAAGCAGUUACAAGCUCAGAGAGGUUUAGUAAGGUAUUUGACUACCUUAGAGACGAGCUUCAUCUGGAGAUGACUAAACAGAUAAUAAAGAAAAGACAAAAUAGUUUUUUCUUAUGGUUUUGAAAAAUGAAUGAAAGAAUCCAUCGCAUCUUCACAUUUGCUCGAAUUGUACGUGCCAUAAUGAUUAAUUCUCAGCAUCAGAUAUUCUACAGUUUGAGUAGGUUGCGUUUCAGAACCGGCUCCAAUCUUUCUCAGCCACACCAUUGCUAUGUGAGUCACUGCAUUAAUUAGGAUGAUGAAUGAUUUCCUUUUCUUUUAAAAAGAGUAUUCAUGUGCUUAUCAUAUACACAACCUUUGCCUCAGAAUAAAGCAAUCCUUAACGAUGAUGAUGAAAUGCAGGAAUUACGAAUACAAGAAGGGGCAAUCGCGAGAUCCAUGUUCUUCUUCAGCCCAUCCUGGUAGUCAGUAUUUCAGAAGUGGCCGAGAUACAGUUAAUGGAAGGGAAAUGGUUUCUGUCCAAUAACUUUCUUCCAUUGAUUGCUAAAAAAAGAAAAAAAAAAGAAAAACAGCAGUGGAUGUUUUAUGGUAUUUUGAGUGACUUCAAAAUCAGUAGUCUUUCCUUAAUUGAACUUUUAAAGUAAAUUCCUUCAUUCAAGGUUCACACCCAGCUCACCACUUCCUUUAGCUACAAGGAAGGUUGACCAGGAAUAUUAUCAGUCAAAUGUUUGCCUCCUGUUGACUGUACUCCGGCCUCCUGCUACAACCAGUAUUGUGUGUUCUCCCACUCACAGUAUUUGAUCAUUCUCCAAGCAGGAAACUCAGUAAUUCAGGUUUCCAUCUCAAAACAACUUGAGAAAGAGCAGAUGUCAGACAUAACAAGAGUGUUUUUGAUGGACAAAUAAAAAGAGAUAAUUAAA
Messenger RNA from Penaeus indicus, 7936 nucleotides. RefSeq names its product transmembrane protein 131-like (gene Tmem131). The transcript is spliced from 25 exons. Lineage: Eukaryota; Metazoa; Arthropoda; Malacostraca; Decapoda; Penaeidae. Gene Ontology annotation, cellular component: membrane. The record is from RefSeq and is a predicted model, not a curated record. Bases 1 to 5733 code for a protein of 1910 amino acids.